Messenger RNA from Symbiodinium sp. CCMP2592, 1788 nucleotides. Lineage: Eukaryota; Dinophyceae; Suessiales; Symbiodiniaceae. The record is from the annotation of a GenBank genome assembly.
AUGCCAGCAUCAGCUUCGAUGUAUGACAGUGGUAAAUGCAUUCCGGAUUCCAGCGCCUGGUUCCUUCUUACUCCGAGCGAGACUGUCUGCCUCCAACGGCUUGAAAGUUCCCCUGAUCUUGUCCGGCUCUACUUAGAUCCUGCUGAGGUGCAUGUAACAGCUUGUCUGACAUGCGAGGCCACACUUGGGUGGGCUUUCAGGAGGACAUCAGCUGACAUUCUGCAUAUCCCUGAGGCUGCAGUAGCACCUUGGGAAUUGCCUCAGCAGCGGGUGCCUGGUGGAAUUGACGUGCGAUUCCAUGGAGUUGGUGAUAAGGUUGAGGUUGCGUGGUGCACUAGAUCGCACACCUGGCAUUCCCGCGUGGGGGCUACAGUCUCCGUCAGCGUCCAAUGCAUUGAAUCAAACGACGGCCACGCGCAAAGGCUCGGCUCUGCGUCCCUUGCCUUCCCCUUCCAGUUGAGUGCGCGGAACUCACAUCUCACUGCUGGCAACUUGGAAAUUAGUGCAGUGGCAGCGCAAGCCACCCAGUUUCAAGAUGACCCCGAACGCCAGCGUUCGGAAGCAUUUCCUUUGCAGGCAUCACUCCCGGACUGUGGUCAUUUCCUUGGCCCGUGGACUGCAAAGGAAUGUGGCGAGACGAGCUUCCACGCCCGAUGGUCUUCUGGCUCACAGAGUUCCAAGCGCAUUGCCGGGGCCGUGCGUGUCUUUGCCAACGCGGCUUCAGUUUGUGUUCAUCCUCUCUGGGAGGAGGCGCAUGCUGGGCACUGUGAGCUGGUAGUGGGGGAGAUGGAGAUAGAGCCUGGGAGUGAUCUCGAGAGACGCGUGACCUGGAACCUGAGAUGUGGCGUUCGGCUGAGUACCGAGUCGCAGCAUCUUUGCUGCCCGAGCAGGGUGGGGCAAGUGGAGGCGGAUCCGACAGGCCAGAGUUUUCAUGGCAUCGGUCCCGAUGCAGCGCGCUGGUUUCCUUCUGUCAGUUAUGUGGAUCGCCUCAAUGUCGGCUUCGGUUCAGUCAUGCAGGAGACGGUCAGAGCUUUCAUCGACAUCAAUGAUGGCAUGGUCUGGUACUCCCUCAAAAUUCAAGCUUUGCCCGUCCAGCUGUCUCUCAGCCUGAUGGGGAGAUCAGACGGCCAGCAGGUGAACGGAAGUCCACGUGUCCUCGAUGCUCCGCAUGCCGUGCUCCGCAAACCGCUUUGCCUCGUCCCACUGGUACCACGAGACCCCUGCGCGGAUCGGACUGCUAGAGCAAGUGUGCAGGUAGGCGGCCAGCAGCCUAAGCAGCCCUUGGUCUUUGAAGGCAAAGAUUUGGAAGCCGCUACGGGCCAAGCCCGUGAUGUUUGCAAUGGAACUCGGAUGGAGCUCUCCGAGACUUGUCCUGCCGGUGACACUAGGACCCUGGCGGAGCACAUGGCAGGUGCUGGCGGUGCUGGUGAUGUGCAGCUUUUCCGUCUUCGUGUGCGUCGACCUGCGUCGAUGCGCUCGCAGCGGAAGGACGUGCGGGCAGAGCUGUCGUCGCCUCUGAGCGACGGUUCGCGACCCCGAAGUCCUGCAAGCCCAUCGGCAAUUGCUUGGGCAGAGAAGUCAGAGAAGCCGGCGCAGAUUCCAAUCAUCGACUGCCAGCGGCCAGCAGCUGCAGGAUUCAGCUUGCCCCUCGAAAAUGUCGCGGUACCUCCUGGUCGGUAUAUGCCUGCGCAGCCACUUCCGAGCCAAAACGUCGUGGUGCGCAGAAAGAACAAGAGCAAAAGCCCAUCAAAGAAGCAUAAGCACGGUCGGCGGUGGGCAGAAACAUGA